This is a messenger RNA of Hypoxylon fragiforme, 381 nucleotides long. RefSeq names its product SOH1-domain-containing protein. Bases 1 to 381 code for a protein of 126 amino acids. Gene Ontology annotation, molecular function: transcription coregulator activity. The transcript is spliced from 2 exons. NCBI's taxonomy places the organism in Eukaryota, Fungi, Ascomycota, Sordariomycetes, Xylariales, Hypoxylaceae. Gene Ontology annotation, biological process: regulation of transcription by RNA polymerase II. The record is from RefSeq and is a predicted model, not a curated record. Gene Ontology annotation, cellular component: mediator complex; core mediator complex.
AUGAUGGACAUUCAAGAGGACAUACAAAUGCAGCAAUCCCCUCCUCUCAUCCCAGAAGACAACGAGCCGAAAUACGGCGGCUUCACUCGCUUCGAGAUUGAGCUUGAGUUUGUCCAAUCCCUCGCGAAUCCCUUCUACCUCAACCACCUCGCGUCGCAAAAGUUCCUUAGUGAGCCCGCCUUCGUCGCAUACCUCGAUUACCUGCGCUAUUGGACGCGACCCCCAUACAUCAAGUACCUGAACUACCCAGGUCCCACACUCAAGCAUCUCGAGCUGCUGCAGGAGGAGCGCUUCCGCCAGGACAUAUUAAGUCCGGAGCUCGUACAGGCAUUAGCUACGGAGGGCGCGAAAGCCUCGGUGGAGUGGCACAAGGCCGAGUAG